This is a messenger RNA of Sordaria macrospora k-hell, 369 nucleotides long. RefSeq lists its product as uncharacterized. The record is from RefSeq and is a predicted model, not a curated record. Lineage: Eukaryota; Fungi; Ascomycota; Sordariomycetes; Sordariales; Sordariaceae.
AUGUCAACCAACCCUAACAACAACAUCAGUCAGCCCGGCGCUGAGGGCCAGGACCCUUCAGACUACAAGCCCCAGCUCGACGAGAUUGCCGAGAAGAAGUGGCAGGGACCCGAGGAACAACAGCCACCCCAACAAAGCGGAGGAAUCGUAGACAAGAUCGCCGAAUACGUCCCAGCAUCAGUUACCGAAAAGAUUGGACUAGCAAAGAAGCAGCAACAACCCGAGAAAGAGGUUGAGGAACCGAAAGAGGACCUCAGCGCUGUACCACCGCACCGUCCCCAUCACGACGAACAGAUCCAGGAGUUUUUGAGGGAUCAGCAUCGGAGUAAGGAGAUUUUGGGGGAUGAUGAGGAUACCAAGGGGAUUUGA